CACUCACACUUCUGCUGGAACCAGACGUUUACCGGCAUUAUUAAUAAGAGAAGAGGAAUCAGGGCAUCCGCUAUGAGGGGAAGGAUGGGGGUUAAACAGGGGCAGCUAAAAGGUGAAUAAGAGGAGGGAAAGAGCGUCAGAGAGAGGAAGAGCAACGGGAGGAGAGUGGAAUGGAGGGAGGGAUUAUAGUGCUAAAUAAGCUGCCCUCUCUUCUUUCGCAUCUCAGUCUGUGAGCAGUGGAGCACAGAGCGAGCUCUGGUAGAGCAUUCCCGACGUGUACACCUGUAAGCCCUAUUCAUUCAUUGGGGGAUGCAGCGUUCAUGUAUGAAUGGCAGCGACGGCGUUAUCUGCAGCAAAGGGUGUUUGAAAUCUGUCCUGACGAUCAUUUGAGCCGGGAGGCAGAGGCAGCGGAGGAGAAGGCGACAUGCAGAGAAGUGGAUGCUGAGCUGCUCCAGCUUGCAAUUAAGCCGUGAGGCCGGUAACAGAAUUUUGGAGGCACCGCUGGGAUCAGCAUCUGACGAGGGGUGAUGCUGAUCCAUUAACCCACCAGCCCAGGACGGAUGUCACGGGACCAGCCAGAGGUGCAACAGGCAGGCGACUGAGGCAGCGACGGUACCACGGAUGACAGAGGGGAACCCCAGCUGGAGGAGGGCUGUGCUGUUUGCUCGGGGUGGCUGGACUGUGUAACUUCGCCGGUCAAGAGACAAAAUGGAGCAUCAAGAGAGAAGAGGACUGAAAUGGAAGAUAAAGAAGAGUCUUCAUAUGCUGACUGUGGAGGAACUCUUCCAGAUAGUUGAGAACAUCACGCCAGUUGAAGACCUUGACCCUUCAAUGGUCACAUCAGGUGAUGAGGAAAGUUGUUGUGAAUAUAUAUAUUCUUACAUGAACAGUAAAGCUUUGUUGGAUUUAGAAGAUCAGGGGUUUUCCCACUUGCUGAAUUUGAGAGAUGUUAUUGCUGAUCUUAUUGCUAGUAGAGUUAAUCUAGUCUGUCAACCUACAGUGCUAGGAGAGGAAGUUGUUACGUUGACACCAGUAUCCACACCCACAGUAACGGUUGAACAGACAAGAACAGAGAGUAAUAUCACAGACACAUUUCCAGUUGAGUCUGCCGACCCACAAGCAGCAGAUUAUGAAAAGCUAAUGGCUAACUAUAAAGCUCUGGGAAAGAAGUUAGCUGAGUUUAAGGCACCACCAGCACAGCCGACACUUACCUCUACUGCUACACAGCCAUUAGGCUCCAGACCUGCAAGUGGAGCACAUGGUCAGCGCACAACAGAUCCAAAACACAACAUGCCUGAUACUAUUGUCUCCCUAAGAGACCUUCCCCUUCUUCAGCGCAGAGAGUUUAGAGUGUAUGGGGGUCAAAUUGGGGAUAAUGUAUCAGACAUUACUUACCAUGGAUUGAGCAAGCAGAUUGAUGAGGGUCUCAAAGCAAACCACACAGAGGGAGAGAUCAUCCAAGGUGUUUUUCGUAUCAUUAAACCUGGACAGUUUAAAGACAUGCUGAUUAACAAAGAUGAUCUAACACUGGCUGAGCUUAGAAGUUUCCUGCGCUCUCAUCUCAGUGAAAAGAGUGGUAGUGAGUUAUUUCAGGAGUUGAUGAGCACCAAACAACACGAACAGGAGAAUCCACAGCAGUUCCUGUACAGGAUGAUAGGACUGAAACAGAAAGUUAUGUUCGCGUCCAGACAAGAUAACUUAGACAUAGAGUAUGAGCCCCGCACAAUACAGAAUGUGUUUUUACGUACCAUUCACCAGGGCCUUCUCCCCAAAUACAGUGAUAUUCGUAAUGAACUCAAGCCUCUCUUGUCAGACUAUACUGUGUCAGAUGAAGCUUUGAUCAGACAAGUCAACAAGGUGUCCAGUGAAGAGAGUGAGAGGCAACGUAGACUUGGACAUGUCACCCGACAAAAGGUAACGCACGCUCACGCCGCACAGCUAGAGCCUGAUAAAAACGCUGAAAAACAAUCUGACAAGACCAAGAACCAGAACAAGGUAAUAGAAGAGCUGAGUGCAAAGCUGGAUGCUCUGACUAAAGUGGUUGAAGCCCUCUCAGCCGUCAAAAGGCCAGAACCACCGUCAUGUCAGUGCGGCCAAAAUAAGCCAAAGCCUAGGCAAAAUCCAAAACAAUAUGGCUGCCCUGGGUGUAUUCAGAAAGGUAACCACUGCUUCAGGUGUGGGGAGACGGGCCACAGGGCAGUGGGAUGUAUGAACCGAGGUCAAGCUGUGAACGUGACCCAGUCAUUGGCUAAUGCUCACUCAUUAAACAGCAGCAGAGAGCAGUGUUCUACCGAGUCUGUGUUGAAUGCAGGUGAAACAGCUAGUGUUAAAACAAACUGUGUAGCUUCGUCACUCACUAACACAGAGUCUGAAGCAAAAGAAAGAGUAGCUCAGCUUGUGGGAAGAAAAUGUAAGAUCAAGUGCUACAUUAAUAGCUAUGCAAUGGACUGUAUAUUAGACAGUGGAGCCCAAGUGAGCAUUCUUGAGCGUCAGUGGGUGAAAACCUACCUCCCUGACCACAAAGUGCGACCAUUAACUGAACUCCUAGGCCAGCAGGCUCUCAACGUAUUGGCUGUUAAUGGUCAGUCUCUGCCAUAUGAUGGUUGGGUUGCGGCAAGGGUGACUCUCCCCGAUAACAGUGACCCAGAUCUCUCCAUACAAGUCCCAUUCUUGGUGAGCAGUGUACCUAUUGACCUCCCCCUGAUUGGUUUCAACGUCAUCGAGCAGUUGAUCCUGGGGCCAAAUGAGAAUGUGAGCCUUAUACCUACCAUUGUGCAUCUCCUCCGUGGUGCCAUGAAUAUCCAGGAAGACAGAGCGACUGCUUUGGUCAGCUUCAUCCAGACAAAGAGCAGCAAUGUUGACCACGUCAGUCAAGGUGUGCUGAAAGUGGGCCUGCGUGAUGUCAUCAUUCCAGCUGGCCAUGUCAGACAUGUAAAGUGCAAAGUACCACCUACCCUUGACAUCUCCAACCCACUCCUGUUUUUUGAGCCUUGUGAGAGCAAUCCGCAGUUACACCAGCUGGAUGUGGGCAGCAGCCUGUUAGAGGUUUGUCAGGCUAGGGUCCCCUAUGUGAAAGUUCCUAUUGGUAACCACACGAAACAUGAAGUGACUCUGUCCUGCAAAUCUGCUCUGGGAAGCAUAGAGCCAAUUUCACGGAUUAUAGAAACAGAUGAACGAAACCUAACUAACACUAGUGUCACUUCAGAAAACAGCAGACAAGACUCAACUGAACCGGACAAAGAGAGUGUAAAGACACUACAGUGGGAUCCCCCUGUUGAUGUCACCCACCUCAGUGAUGAGCAGCAGAAGAUUGUGAAAAAGAUGUUACGAGAGGAAGCAGGAGCGUUUGCACGAGGUGACGAUGAUGUGGGCUGCAUACGUAGCCUGGAAAUGUCCAUCACCCUUAAAGACAGUACACCUGUCCAAAAAUCCUACGCUUCCAUCCCCAAGCCUCUGUACAAGGAAGUGAAAGAGUACAUCGAGGAUCUCCUGGCCAGAGGAUGGAUUGUGAAAUCCAAAUCUCCGUAUUCAGCGCCGGUGGUCUGCAUUCGAAAGAAGGAUGGAACGCUCAGGCUUUGUAUUGAUUACCGCCUUCUGAACCAACGCACUGUCCCUGAUCGCCAUCCCCUGCCCAGAAUUCAGGACCUUACAGACACAUUGGGUGGGUACAGUUGGUUUUCCAUUCUUGAUCAGGGAAAGGCGUACCACCAGGGGUUCAUCGCAGAGGGGUCCCGUCACCUAACGGCUUUUAUCACCCCCUGGGGUCUCUACGAGUGGGUGCGGAUCCCCUUUGGACUGACCAAUGCGCCCGCUGCGUUUCAACGCAGCAUGGAAGAAAUGCUAGCACCCCUUCGAGACGAUUGUUGUAUACCAUAUCUGGACGACAUCUUAUGUUACACCAAGACAUUUGAGGACCAUGUUGAAGGUCUGAGAAAGGUCCUUAGAGCCCUGCAGAGUCACGGAGUCAAGCUCCGACCAACUAAGUGUGACCUGUUCAAACGAGAAGUAAGAUAUGUGGGACGCUUGGUUUCAGCAGAGGGUGUGCGUAUUGACCCCAGAGACCUGGAGGCGGUCCGUUCUCUGAGGACUGAGACACCUGCUACCGUAGGAGACGUGCGGAGGAUUGUGGGGUUUUUGAGCUAUUACCGCUCAUAUAUCCAAGGGUUCUCCAAGAUGGCCGCUCCAAUAUAUGAACUCCUGCAACCGAGCCGAGCAAAAGACGAACAGCAUCAGAGAAAGUCAGGGAGACAGAAGGGAAAGGGGGCUCAGUUGCCAUCACGAACUCCUGUGACCUGGACUGAACGACACCAAGAGGCAUUGUGUAAACUGAUUGAUAUGUUAACCAACCCCCCUGUUCUUGCUUACCCAGAUUUUGAGCUUCCAUUCGUGCUUCACACAGAUGCCUCCGAUAAGGGACUUGGAGCUGUCCUUUACCAGAGCCAGCAGGGAAAGCUAAGAGUAAUCGGGUACGGCUCAAGAACGUUGACGCCAGCUGAAAGAAACUACAGACUCCAUUCAGGCAAGUUAGAGUUUCUCGCCCUUAAAUGGGCUGUUUGCGAGAAGUUUAGGGAUUAUUUGUUUUAUGCCCCGUACUUUACCAUCUACACGGACAAUAAUCCCUUGACAUAUGUCAUGAGCACUGCCAAGUUGAAUGCAGUUGGUUUCAGGUGGGUGGGAGAACUGUCAGAUUUUAGAUUCGACAUUCGUUACCGACCCGGCAAAAUCAAUGGUGACGCCGACACAUUGUCAAGAUGUCCUCUUGACAUCAACAAGUACAUCUUAGAGUGCACUAAGGAACUUCCAAGAGAUGCUGUCGCUGCUACCUGGGAAGGUUGUGGAGCAGGCAAGCGUGGAGAUGUAGCCUGGAUCGCUGCCAUGACUUUGACACAGGGUGAGCAGCCUGAACCAAGUAACAGAGAAGCCCUACCAUCCAUUGAUCUGACUGGUCUGCGAAAGGCUCAGCGAACAGAUCCAGCUAUCGGUGUAAUAGUGAACAUGAAAGAGUCAAACACAACACCAACGAAUGACGCAAAACGGGGUAUGAGAGGCACUGUCAAAAAAAUGAUGCAUGAAUGGACUAAGUUUCAUCUCGAAGAUGGGAUUCUCUACCGUAAGACUGCAGAGAGACACCAGCUAGUCUUGCCUGCCUGUUUCAAGUCUUUGGUCCUCAAGCACCUACAUGACAAUAUGGGCCACGUCGGAGUUGAAAGGGUCCUCAGCUUAGCAAGGCAAAGAUUUUAUUGGCCCUACAUGAGGCGAGAGAUUGAAGUUUAUGUCACCAGACAGUGCCAGUGUAUAAAGCAAAAGAAGCCAGUGACGCACAUACGAGCCCCAAUGUCCAACAUAACCACGUGUUCACCAAUGGAGCUCGUUUCCAUCGACUAUCUACAUUUAGAGCCAAGUAGAGGAGGCUACCAGUAUAUUCUAGUUGUAGUGGACCACUUUACUAGGUAUGCACAGGCCUACCCCACACGCAAUAAGUCCGGAAAGACGGCAGCGGAAAGGAUUUUCAAUGAUUACAUUCCCAGAUUUGGCUACCCCUUCAAACUGCACCAUGAUCAGGGGCGCGAGUUCGAAAAUGAACUCUUUCGGACAUUGCAACAACUGAGUGGAGUGGGAAACUCCCGGACAACCCCUUAUCAUCCCCAGGGUAACCCGGCUGAACGGUUUAACCGUACAGUUUUGCAAAUGUUGCGGACCCUGGGUGAGGAGAAGAAAGAAAGAUGGAAGGAUUACCUCCCUCAGAUCGUUCAUGCUUACAACUCUACACGCCACGAAUCGACGGGGUAUUCGCCGUUUUUCCUUCUUUUUGGCCGACACCCACGAUUGCCUAUUGACCUGCUAUUCAGAAUGUCCACUGAUGAAGAGCCACAGACUUCGCGAAGCUACGCUGAGAAAUGGGCUGAACGUAUGAGUGAAGCUUAUAAAAUUGCUUCUGAAAACAGCAAAAAGUCCGGUGCUCGUGGCAAGAAACAUUAUGACCAACAUACAAGAGUAGUACUGCAGCAGGGAGAUCGUGUCCUGGUCCGAAACUUGAGUGAACGGGGAGGACCUGGAAAGUUAAGGUCAUAUUGGGAACACACCAUCUAUGUGGUUAAAGAGCAGAUUGGUGACAACCCAGUGUACAAGGUGGUUUCAGAGAGGGAUGGAAGCAAGUCACGAGUUCUACACCGUAAUUUGUUGCAUCUUGUCACUGACCUCCCCAUUGACCCACUGGAAGAUGGAAAGGGAUCUAAACCAUCAGCAAAAAAAAGGAAAAGAGCACAAACAGCUAACAGAGAGCCAGAACUCCAACUGAACUCUGAAAUGGGUUCCGACGAUGAUGAUGGUAGCUCCUACUAUGUGUUGCGCUACAACCUGAGAAACAGAGAUGGACAAAAUGUGACGACUAAUGAACCUACCUGUAGCCCACUGAGAAACUCAGUUCCCACCGAGCUUAAUCAGACAGCUGAUGUUAGCCCACCUGUGAGGGAGAGACAGUUAAUGUACAAGGGUGAAAUGUCCACAGGGACUGUAAGAGAGCCAGAGGAAAGUGAACUAGGGCAGCAGGAUGAGCAUCAGGACAUUGAGUUGAACACUGAGAGUGAGGAGGAGGUACAGUCGAGGGCUGAAGAGUCAGAUGUUGCCAGGUCUUCCCCCAGAAGUGAAAGUGAGACUGAGCAAUCUCACCAGGAAAAGAGAGCAGUUGUACCUAGACAGACACAUAACACUGAGGGACAGAUGGUCAGGAGGUCUGCUAGAGAAAGGCGGCCAGCAACACAGUUCACUUACAACAUGUUCGGUCAACCCUCUUUUCAGACACGUCCGUCAGUCCGUAGUGUAGAAGUUACUGAAAUACCGAACAUGACAUUUUGGGGCGUGCAGCCAUACCCCAUGACACCUUAUUCCAUACCAGUGUCCUACUACCUACCCUCGGCAUAUUUACCACAUCCGUAUGUAAUGUCAGGAGGUCAGGCUAGGCCCAUGUACAUUAGUUAAGAGAUUUAAGAAAUGCACUUUGAGUUUCAUGUGUUUGAAGUAAUAAGAUAAAGGUCAAAUGUCAGGAGCCAUUUUUCUUUUGUUGGGGAGUGUGUGACGCCUACAAAUGUAUGGUCACAAUUGUUUGGUUGUAGUAUUUUUUGAUAAGUAUUUGAUUAGUCAGCAUGAAUGUCUGUGUUUGUUUUAUUUAUUAUUUUCUGACACCCAAGUUGUGUGAUUUAUAUUGAAGAUAGAAAGUAAACAGAAACAGUAUUGGGUCAGCAGGUGGCAGUGUAGUCCACCGUCUGAAGGUUUUGUGCGCAUGCCCCGUUUCCUUUCAGAGCUGAGAGGACUCGGUGAAAAGCAUUAACAGUUUCACUGUCUCUGUUCCUUACCAACCACUUAACCUGUUUUCCAGGUGAGUAAUGGUCAUGAAAUCAUGCAAAAAUGUGUUAUUGGGUGGGUAAAGUGCAGCGUGUAUUGUGUGUUGAUUUCUGUUAAACGUGAGUGUGGAACGAGUGAAAGGAAAAGUUUCUCUUGGCUUAGUGAAACCGUGUGUCACUUAAUGGCGACUUUUCCAUGUGCAAGAUUGUGUUAGAGCCUUCCCCAAAGGUCCAGACAUUGCAUUGUUUAGUUAGUUUUAAUGGGAUUACUUCAGAAUUUUGUACAUAUUUAAAGAACACUUGGCCAUAUGGGUAAACGAUUCUGUUUAGAUAGUGCAACUGCACAUGAGUUUUAUAGAACAUUAUUACUACUGUUUGUAAGUCCUGUUGGUGUAUCUAGACACCUUUAUAAUUUUGCAUUAGACAUGUAUGGAAAUUAAGAACCAAAAGAUGUUGGACAGAGUUAAUGUAGAGGGAAGGAGGCACAGUGAUUUUGUGAUUUAUCUGUUUAAGCAUUGGUAUUUGUAUGAUGUUUAGACUUGAACGUGAAUAUGCUUUUGAAGUUAUGAACAGAAAAAACAUGUCUGAAUAUAAUGACUGUGUAUACAGAAGAAGGGGAAACAGUGACAUACUGAGGUGGUGAAUAUACAGUAUUUAUUGCUGGGUAUAACAAAAGAAAUGGGACAAAACAGACAGUAUUAAUGUUGUUAGUGAAUUGAUUAUGAUAUUUGUUCAUGUAAAUAAACAGAGCUGAGAGGACUCGGUGAAAAGCA
Acanthochromis polyacanthus (spiny chromis) is the source of this 8113-nucleotide messenger RNA. It is a transcript of the gene b3gat1b, whose product is annotated as beta-1,3-glucuronyltransferase 1 (glucuronosyltransferase P) b. Gene Ontology annotation, molecular function: galactosylgalactosylxylosylprotein 3-beta-glucuronosyltransferase activity; zinc ion binding; nucleic acid binding. The transcript is spliced from 2 exons. NCBI's taxonomy places the organism in Eukaryota, Metazoa, Chordata, Actinopteri, Pomacentridae. Gene Ontology annotation, biological process: DNA integration; chondroitin sulfate proteoglycan biosynthetic process; carbohydrate metabolic process. The coding region runs from base 709 to 6978 and encodes 2089 amino acids. Gene Ontology annotation, cellular component: Golgi membrane. The record is from RefSeq and is a predicted model, not a curated record.